CCUAAGUCUCAGCACCUUCCCUCCCCCUCCAUAACUCAUUCAUAAAUUAAAAGAUCAGGGGGCGAGCGACGACGAGGAGGAGGAGGAGGAGAAGGGAUUCGGAUUCUGGGCAGAUGCUGCUGCUGCUAUGCCGACGCAUCAGGGUACAAAUUCCUUCGCGAAACCUAUAUGCUCCAUCUGCUACGAAGACCUCAGACCCGCCAUCGAACAUCUUCAGUCCAUCUCCCUUUGCGGCCAUGUCUUUCACGAGCUUUGCCUUCAGCAAUGGUUUGAGUACUGUCCCAAUCUGAAGAAGAAAAGCUGUCCUAUAUGCAAACAAGCAUGUACCAAUGCAAACGUUGGCCGUCUUUACUUCCAGUCCGUUGGGGAUCCUACUGAUUGCACUCUCCCUCAAAAAUCAAAUAAUUAUGACAGGAAUCCAGAGGAACUGCAGAAGGAGGUCAAUAGGUUGGAGGGCAAGGCUCUGGCUCUGGCUUCCUCCUUGGAGCAACAACAGAAAGAAUUCAAGCAAGUUAACGAUCAGCUGCUUUCGUGCAAGGAACAACUUAAAAUAGAAAUGGCACUAAAAAGUGAGGCCCUCACCCGGAUCGCAACCACUCAGCAGUUGCUUUGUGUGAAAUCGAAGGAGCAGGAUAUAUUGACUUUGGAACACAAAAGAUUGCAGGAGAGAAACAUGGCCUUGGCCAAGGAACUUGCAGCACUAAAACUUGCCUCUGAUUUAGACUUGGAAGAAGAUGAGAUUGUAAAGCUUGCUUCAUUAGGCAAUGAAAUUGGCAGCAGAGAAUCAAUUGAUGUUCUGAGAAAGUCGUUGGUGAUUCGUAACAAGAGUUACAAGGAAUUGAUGGCUAAGUGCAACACGUUGGGAAGGGGAGAAGCUCAGUGCCUUCGCAAGCUUGAGAAAGCUAAUGAAAAGAUAAAGAAGCUCAAGUCAAGAGUCCAAGCACUUGAAGCAUCUGUUGAAAUAAAAGAAAAUGAAGCAUUGAGAGUGCUAAAAGAUCAAGGUAUUAAAUCCAAGAUGGAUUUGGAAGAAAAUGAAGCGAAGAGACCGGUGAAAAGAACAAAGUUAGCAGACCCCAGUGACAUGCUUGACACCAUGCUCCGUUCCAGGAGGACAGCAGAACCUUGUGAGCUUUUGACUGGGAAGAGCAUGAUCGAUAGUAAUGCGACUGGGCAUGGUGAUGGCCACAACAGUAUGGAGAGGGUUCUGUGUGCUGGAACAAAUCAGGGCAAGAGUGCAGCAGCACUGUGCCCUUGUACCUCUGUACAAGGAUUCUCGAGCAACAUUUUGAGGCCGCAUGCUGAUUACAGUCAAUGUACACAAGACAUGUCAGUUGGUGCCCAGAAUGAUGUCAAAAUUGGUAAUUCUAGCUACGAGGAUAGAAUCCUUGGAUCUCUCCUGCCCACGGAAGAAGAGUGUAGAAAGGAGGAUCAGGUCAAAAAGCUACCUGCUAAUGUGGAUGGUGAGGGGGUCCGUUGCUAUGGUGACACCAAUUCAGUGCAAGCCUCAUUUAAUAUCAGAAAAGAAACUGCACCAGAUGCACAUAUUGUGUCUCCCCAACCUGGUGGGGAAUGCUUCUCCGGUGGUGUAUUGGGUGGUGAUGGAACACAGUGGCACCUGGGUAAAUGGAGCAAGAAAGGGCAGCAGAGCAAAGGAUCAUCGUCAGCAUCAAACUACUCAAGAUCCGGCGACUUAAUUGCGGUUGGAGCGGAUGGGAGAGGAGGCCAAAUAAAAGUGAUGAGGUCUGUCGAUCGGUCGUUGCAGGAUCAGGACGUUGAAGGUAAUAAUUAUUCAUCUAGGGCCAACAGAAAGCGCAAGCCUGGGCCUGGGGGUGCAAAAUCAAAAGCAAAAGCAAAUAAGUUGCAGCAGCAGGGUCAUCUGCAGAUUGAACACUUCUUUCACAGGACAAGUGGAUAGGCAAGGCAGGCAGGCAGGUAAUUACACUCCAGUAUACUAUACUGGCGUUGUUGUUUUAUGGAGUACUUGUUGGUGCUUGCAGCAGGAUCAUGUUUAUUUUACUUUACUCGGCUUGACUUACCCAAUGAUGGCCAGGCAGGCUCACAGCCUUCCAUUGUUUGUUUGUUUGUUUGUUUUGUUUUUUUUUUUUCUUUUUCUCGAUCAUGUUUUUGGUUAUCCCAAUUGUACACAUGACUUUUUUGUUUUUUUGUA
Molecule: messenger RNA, 2167 nt
Organism: Andrographis paniculata
Lineage: Eukaryota; Viridiplantae; Streptophyta; Magnoliopsida; Lamiales; Acanthaceae
Exons: 9
Coding region: 128-1915 (595 amino acids)
Molecular function (GO): zinc ion binding
Source: RefSeq, a predicted model, not a curated record